Molecule: messenger RNA, 1233 nt
Organism: Chilo suppressalis (striped riceborer)
Lineage: Eukaryota; Metazoa; Arthropoda; Insecta; Lepidoptera; Crambidae
Source: the annotation of a GenBank genome assembly
AGUAUGUUUGCUUUUGUUUAUUUACAGUUUGUUUUUUUGUUGUCAAUUUAAAUUAAUUUCUAGACAGACCUUAUUUUUGUUGGAAUAAAGUAUCAAUAUCACAGAACACAAUUAACUCCAUAAGAAACAAAACAUUUAUUUACAAUGCUUUGAGAUUGUUUAAUUCCAACUGUCCGAUUAUGCUUUCCAACUGAAAAAUCUGUCGGAAAUUCGGAAUGGAAAGACGUAAAGCUAGCCCAGAGCAACUAAAUAUGCUCCUACAAUUUUUAGAAGCGGACAAAGAGCUUGCUAUUGGAAAGUUUACAGGAUUAGAAGGAAGAAUUCGACAAACGAAUGCAUGGAUUACAAUUACAGAAAAACUUAAUGCCAACUCUGGAUUUGGCUCGGGAGCUAUCAAAACUCCUGAUAAAUGGCAACAGACAUGGAGAGAUUGGAAGUCCAAUGUGAGAAAGAAAGCAUUUAAAAUACGUAAGAAUCGAUUUACACCUGGUUGUAGUAGUAAUGUACAAUUAACAGAAGCGGAAGAGAAAAUUCUAAGGCUCAUAUGCUCUAACACAAGUGUAUUUGGUUUAGUUGAUGUCCCUGAAACAUCAAUAAUCCAUAAUGAUAAUCUGAUGCCAUCUCAAAGCAGCCAGGGUCUUAAUGAUGAACUAAGUAAUAACGACCCAACCACAAGUGGGAUGAAGUGGUCAACUGAUCCUCCUCAAUAUGGACAAAAUGAAAUUCAAAUGAGUCUUGAUAACAGACCUAGAGCAGAUACAGAAACUGUAAUUGGUUCAAGUGAGGUAUCAUCUGAAAUUACAACAGGGAAGCCUCUUUGGAGAAGAGGACGUCCUGUCAAACUUGUACACGAAAGACUUCUUAACCUAGAAGAAGAGAGAAUAAGAAUAAAGAAACAAAAACUUCUCGAAAAAAAAAGGUGCAAUAAUGUAAGACUCAAGAUUGAAAAAGACAGACUUGAAAUUGAAAGACAAAGGAAUCAUUUAUUAGAAAAAUUACUUGUUGCUGUUGAAGCUGUGGUAAAGCGAUAGCAAAUCUGUGGUUGGUAAAUGACUGUAGACUAUUAUUACCUACUUGCUACAUGUUACUAAGUACUUGCCUUUCCAAUUUCUUUUAUAUUAUGCAGCUAUGGCAAUUUGAUUUAUGGGCAUCAUUUUCAGUGUCCUUAUUAGUUUAGGUGGUCUAAGUAACUACUUAGUAAUAAAGUAAUAUCAAUUAUGUAUAUUAAUACAU